AUGAAGUACACCUCCUACGCCAGCCCCUCACCUCCUAGCAUUAGUAGCCUUCUCCUUCUCCUUCUCCUUCUCCUUGCUAAUGCUAGCCAGCUCCUCGACCAGCUUCCUCUCCUCCCCACUCAACCUCUUGGGAAUCUCCACCUGCACCUUCACCAGCUGAUCUCCCCUCAUAUUCCGUUUAUUCAAAAACGGGACCCCCUUUUUCGCCAUCACAAGUGUAGUCCCCGGCUGAGUCCCCGCCGGGAUUUUCAAAUCCACCAUCCCAUCUACGGUCGGCACUUUCACCGUCGUCCCGAGAAUCGCUUCUGUGUACGGCACCUUACACGUGUACAGUACAUUCGUCUCGUCCCUCUUCAAAACCGGGUCUUCCCGAACCUCAAUCGCCACGAAGAGGUCUCCCGGCGGGCCCCCCCUCAGGCCCGCGUUCCCUUCCGACCGGACCCGGAGCCGGCUGCCGGAGUCGACUCCGGCGGGGACUUUCAGGCUUAUCCGCUUGGAUUUCCGGAGGCGGCCGUGGCCGCCGCAGGCGGGGCACGGGGCGGAGGUCUCGCCGGAGCCGCCGCAGGCCGAGCAGGUGGAGACCUGUUGGAAGACUCCGAGAGGGGUCCGCGCGGAGGAGAUGACCUGGCCCUGGCCGGAGCACGCAGCGCAGGUGGAGGGAGUGGUGCCGGGUUUCGCGCCGGAGCCGUUGCAGGUCGGGCAGGAGUCGAGGCGGGAGAUCUCGAUUUCCUUGUCGGUGCCGAAGACGGCAUCUUUGAAAUCGAGGACGAGGGUGUAGAGCUGGUCCUCGCCCUCCGUUGCUCGGCUGCGGCGGGGGCCGCCGCCCAUGCCCUCGAAGAGGGACUCGAAGAGGUGAAGCUCAGCAGUCAGAAAACAAGCAUUCAAAAUGAGUACCUCGUAUGCAUUACUAAUCUCCUUGAACUUUUCCUCUGCUCCAGCUUCUCUGUAUUUGAGAUAUAA
Molecule: messenger RNA, 960 nt
Organism: Striga asiatica
Lineage: Eukaryota; Viridiplantae; Streptophyta; Magnoliopsida; Lamiales; Orobanchaceae
Source: the annotation of a GenBank genome assembly